AUGGGCUCCAUCCCUGCAGCAAAUGCAGAAUUUUCUUUUGAUCUAUUCAAAGAGCUGAAAGUCCAUCAUGCCAACGACAACAUCUUUUGUUCCCCCCUGACCAUCAUUUCAACCCUUGCCAUGGUCUACCUGGGAGCAAGAGGUAACACUCGAUCUCAGAUGGAGAAGGUUCUUCACUUUGAUAACAUUACAGAAGGUGGAGAUGUUACUGAUUCCCAGUGUGGCACUGCUGAGUACAUCCUCAAGUCCUUCAAGGAUCUUCUCGCAGACAUCACCAAGCCAAAUGCUACAUACUCACUCAAGAUCGCUGACAGAAUCUAUAUUGAAAAAACAUUCUCCAUUCUUCCGGAAUUCUUAAAGUGUGCAAAGAGAGUCUACAGAGCAGAUGUGGAAGAAGUCAACUUCAAAACAGCUGCAGAGGAAGCAAGACAGAUCGUUAACUCCUGGGUGGAGAAAGAGACAAAUGGACGGAUCCAGGAUUUCCUUGAACCAGGCUCUGUUGAUCUCGAGACUGCGCUGGUCCUUGUGAAUGCCAUUUACUUCAAAGGGAUAUGGAAGACAGCAUUUAAAGAAGAACACACUCGGGAAGUGCCCUUCAACGUGACAGAGCAAGAAAGCAGACCUGUGCAAAUGAUGUGCCAGAACAGCACCUUCAAAAUGGCAGUGGUGGCUGCAGAGAAACUGAAGAUCCUGGAGCUUCCAUACACCAGCGGGGAGCUGAGCAUGUUGGUGCUGCUGCCUGAUGACAUUUCUGGCCUGGAGCAGCUUGAGAACAAAAUCAGCUAUGAAAAUCUCAUGGAGUGGACCAGUCCCAAUGUGAUGCAAAAGAGGAGAGUGAAAGUGUACCUCCCACGCAUGAAGAUUGAGGAAAAAUAUAACCUUACAUCUGUCUUAGAGGCCUUGGGUAUGACAGACCUCUUCAGCCCUUCAGCCAAUCUGUCUGGCAUCUCUUCUGCAGAGGACCUGAAGGUAUCUGACGUCAUCCACGGGUCAUACAUGGAAAUCAAUGAAGAGGGCACUGAGAUGGCAGGCUCAGCAGCUGUGACGGGAGAAGACGAACGUUUGUCUGAGCCUGAAGAGUUUAGGGCUGACCACCCAUUCCUCUUCUUGAUCAAACACAACCCAACUGACAAUAUCCUCUUCAUGGGUAGGUUUUGUUCUCCCUAA
Molecule: messenger RNA, 1167 nt
Organism: Apus apus (common swift)
Lineage: Eukaryota; Metazoa; Chordata; Aves; Apodiformes; Apodidae
Product: ovalbumin-related protein Y-like
Exons: 7
Coding region: 1-1167 (388 amino acids)
Biological process (GO): negative regulation of endopeptidase activity
Molecular function (GO): serine-type endopeptidase inhibitor activity
Source: RefSeq, a predicted model, not a curated record